Myxocyprinus asiaticus (Chinese sucker) is the source of this 4025-nucleotide messenger RNA. RefSeq names its product neutrophil cytosol factor 2-like. Gene Ontology annotation, biological process: superoxide anion generation. Bases 132 to 1799 code for a protein of 555 amino acids. Gene Ontology annotation, molecular function: protein binding; superoxide-generating NADPH oxidase activator activity. The transcript has 17 exons. Lineage: Eukaryota; Metazoa; Chordata; Actinopteri; Cypriniformes; Catostomidae. The record is from RefSeq and is a predicted model, not a curated record.
UAUCACUUCCCUGUGAGUAGAGUAAGAGAGUUCUGGCUUACACUUGUUCAACUCAAGUUCAUGGUUGAUCAUUUCCAGAAAGCAAUCCAAGUUCCUGACUUAUCUCUGUCUUUUUCUGCACAGUGAGAGCCAUGCUGUACAUAGAGAUGAUCAGGCUGUGGGAUGAAGCAGUGAAGGCAAUAGACAUCCAUCACUGGCACGACGCUCUCUCCAAGCUCAACCAGAUCACUGAUCACAACUGUCGAACUCUGUUUGUGGUUGCUUCGGCACACAUUGCUCUGGGUCAGGUGGACCUGGCCAUCAAGGCAUUAGACCAGGUAAUUGCAAAGGAUCCGUGUCUUGCUGUUGGAUUUCUUCAGAGGGCUGCAGUUCAUAUGAUUGCAAACAGACUAGAGGAGGCAUUGUCUGAUUGUAUAUGGGCUCAGAAAUACAUGAGGGGAAACCCUGUCAUUGACUAUAAACAGCUGGGUCUACGAUAUAAAAUGUACAGUUGGCAGGUCCUUUAUAACACAGCAGCAGUCCACUCUAAACUGCAGCAAUGGGACAAAGCCAGGGACAUCUUGCUGGCAGCGUCACGUGAGAGAGGAGGAGGGCGGGUCAACCUUAUAGACAAGGCUUUAGAAACUGUUUCUAGCAGAGAGGUUUUGGCACCUCUUCUAGUUCCAGAGGGUGAAGUGUUUCGUCCCAGGAAGCAGGAGGUAGAGCAGCUGAUGCCAAGGGACUUUCUGGGUGAAGCAAAGGUCAUCACUUCUUUGAUUCCAAAUGAUGACUUCAGAGGCUUUGAUCCUCUCAGACCACAGAAACCAGGGUACUAUGAGCCAAAGGUAGAAGAAGGCCAGGACUCCCAUUACAUGAUAACGAAGAGUGCAUAUGUGGCAAAAGGGCCAGGGGAGUUAACAGUGCCUGUUGGAGCAGAAGUGUUUGUGUACGGUGAUGAGGACAGAGAUGGACUGGCAAUAGUCAUAUAUGAUGGAAAGAGAGGUCUGGUUCCCAAGUACCUACUUGAUGCAAGGGGCAAGAAAAACAAGGGUAAAAACAAGCGAAUUGAACUGGCCAAUGGCAUCCCACACCCACCAGACUUAAAACCCCCGAAUCGACCCCAAGGUCCAUCUCAACCUCCAACAGUAGGUGGUGAAAUGCACAAAGAAUGUGAAUUUCUAAAAACAAAAGAAGAAAAAUGUGAAAGUGAAAGUGGGGAUUGUUUGUGUUCUGCAGUAGAAAGUCAUACACAUCUGGGAUGGCAUGAUGAGUUGCGCUCUUUCAAUGCCAGUGCUACCCACACAACUCCUCCAAUGAACAGCAACUCCACCCGCGUCCAUACCCAGCAGGCCCCAAUUGUCAGGCCAGUCAUUGUCAAGGUGCACUACACAUACACCAUGGCUCUGAAAGUCCCUUUAGAAACUCCAUUUUGGGACCUGCAAGAGAAAAUCGCUCAGAAAUUAGGACAGCCUGCAACGAACAUUCGCCUCAGAUACAGGAAGCAUGGUACCACAGUACUGACACCAUUGGAUGGAGAUGAUGGACUGGAUAGCCUUGAGGACGUGGCUGAAACAGGACGUGCCACAAUUUGGUGUCAGACUGAGGACCCUCUAGCCAACAGGACCAUUCUCUAUCAGAUGGUGGCACUGUAUGACUACUUUGCACAAGGCCCAGAGGACCUAGAAUUCAGUGAAGGGGACACUAUUGAUAUUCUCAGUGAAGUGAAUGAGGAGUGGUUAGAAGGCCACAAUGCUGGAAAUAUUGGCAUCUUCCCUCGAAGUUUUGCUCAUCGGGAUACAGACAGCAACAAUGGGGCAUAAACAGUUGGGCUUAUAACUGUUGAAAUGAAUGACAGUAUUUAUCAGAAGGCAUUUCUGCUGAAGUGAAGUGAUUCCAAAGUGUGCCUUCAGCUAAUAUCUCAGUGAAAGUGAACAAGAACUUUCGAGCAUUGGUUUAAACAGAUUAAAUCAUAUUAAAUUAAGUCAUUAAAUGUCAGUUUGAUGGUAAGGAAGCUGAUAAGAUACUUUUGUUUCUCCCUUAUUUUUUCCUGAUCCAAAUCUCCCGUUAUUACCUUUUCCUUGGUUUACAGUAUCAAUAAGGUGUACUUUUCCCUUUUCUUGAAGAGAUUACAGCUACUCUCUUUAAGUGCUGUUAACUGGAAAGUAAUAGCAUUUGGGAAUUUAAGCUGUCUAAAGUGAAAAAUACUGUAUAAUGGUAUCGGAAUGCCUGAAUUCUUUGUAAAUUAAAAGCCAACAGGAGUCUUUUGGCUCUCUUUGCAGAGCGAGUUCAUUUAUUAUGAAUAGAAAAGGUACUUUCGGGUACUUUCAGAGAUCACACAAAAAAAUUGGCCAAAUCCAGAGUUUUAAAUAGUGUUCCAUGGGAUGCCAACUCUGGUUUACAUCAUUACCACCCACUUCCCCUUAACCUCCAACUGAAUUGUAUCUAUCAUACAUAAACUGAACAGCAGUGCUAAAGAGAAAAAUUAUUUAACUUACAUCACAGCUAUACAAUUUAUACCACUGGCAGAUUUUAUUUCAGACUUGGUCAGAUGGCUUUUAAAUCACCCUUUUCCUGUACAGAAAGCUGAAUACACCUCAGUGAGGUAUCUGUAAUGCAGUGUUUAAUGGUGUGGUGUGCUCUGUCAGACUGGGCACUGGGGCAUGUCACUGCAGCAUACGGACCUUCUGCUCUUUUAUAUUGCAGUAAUUAUGGGCUUGGCAUCCCCCUGUGUGAUGCACUUUUCCCUCAGUUCCCAUUAAACAUUCGGUCAAUAAUUAAAGCCAUACCUCAUCCUAACUCUACAUUUACUGAUCAAUUCUUCCCUCCUGCCUUCUGUUACUGUUUUUAUUUAAAUAGUGAAAAUAGUGUGUUUUGUUUAUCAGCUGUUGUAAAUAGUGUUGUAUAAGUGUCAGGGAGUUAUACAGCUUAACAUGUUUCAAAGUGAAAACAACCUUGCAGCAGUUUUUAUAGGGGAAUUAAGUGAACUGUACUUGGGUCUCAGUAUACUGCAGAUAACAGGGUUAAAAAAUAAUGGCCUUGACCACACACUGUUGUAAAUGUUACUUGUUUAUUUGGUAUAUCAAUAACUCACUACUCAAAAGAUCAUAUGAUACUCUUUAUCCAGUAAGUGGAAAGCAGAAAACAGCCAAUUAAUGGUGUCAGAUGGUAAAUAGUUGGCUAUUUGAAUACUCUGUUUAAAGACAAGUACAGGAGUUACUCAAAUAAAUUAUUGAAAACCCUCUACACGCAGUCUUUUUAAAUCACUCACUGUCUUUCAUACAUAAAUGUAGGAUAAUUUAGGUAAAGGAAGAUAAAGAGGGACAGAGAGAGAAAAAGGGAGAAGGUCACAAACAGAGAGGAAGAAAGAGGAAUUAUAUAUUGUGUUUUAUCUGGUAUUUUGUAUGACUAAGGUGGUUUAAUUAUAGUUACCUAAUUGAAUUUCUGGAAUGAGAAGUCCAUUUGGAGUGCUGUGAGUGUGUAUGUGUGUGAAAAGUGAGUCUGUACUUUAUGUACAGUAUGACUUAUAACUGAAGUGUAUAAUGCUCUCAAUGCAUUUACAAUGCAUAAAGAUGAAUAAAGAUCAAUGAGUGUCUCUACUGUCUCAUCUAGACCCAUUAAUUGUUCAUUAAUUUUUGCCAGUACGGCCUAAUGCCAGAAGCAGUAAUUGCACAUUAACGAUGAAUUUGACUCAUUUGUCCCAAUGGCAGCAUCUUAAAGAGCUGUAAAUCAGUGGGUUGGAGAUCAAGUAGGAUAAAGAAAAGUCAGCAUAUAGGGAGUCUUUUGGCACACGUAACAAUAAAAAUAAAACAUGUAUAGUUUUAUUUUUCAUCUUUAAUCUUAUAACUACUCUUACUUUAAUCUUUUUGUUCAUUUAUUACUUUAAAGUUAAUAUAUUCUUUCUAAGUUUAUUUCUUACUUCAGUUGUAUUACUCUGUAAACUUACUCUUUUCUUAUAAAAAUACAAAUAUACUCCUGAGACCCAAACAUGACUGCUAUGUUCAUUUUCCAUUUCCCUUUUUGAUUUGUAACUAGUAGCACCUAAUAAA